ACAUGUGUUGUUUUGUGGAUUGUGGUUGUAUUAAAGAUCGGAGACUUUGUGAUAAAACUAUAGGAGAACAAGACACAUACUUUCCUGAUGAUACUUACAGAAAUAAGUCUAAAAGAAACACAACUCGUCAAAGAGAUGUGAUAAAGAAUGCAAGCACUUCAGAACGCAACCAACAUUCAGCUUCGCAGACAACCCAAGGAAAUGGAUAUAGUUUUGAGUAUACAUCUGUUCUUCGAAAAUCUACAAAACAUGUUGUGUUGCAUAUGGAUCCACGGUUGGUUUUGGAUGAAUUUACAACAUGUGGUUUUCUGACGAAUAUAGAAAUUCGAGACAUUGAGGAGCUACAACUCACGUCAGAGAAAAAUAGAGCUAUCCUGCGUAAGGUGAUGACAAAAGGUGUCAAUGGAUAUAACAAAUUUAAAAGUGCAUUGAAGGAAUCUAAUCAAACACAUCUUCUCGAUCUUUUAUUGAGAGAAGAGCUUUCGUAAAUAAAAUGUUACAUACAUGUUUCAAACCUAUGAAGUGAAGUGACACCACGAUAUUGAAGCACAAUGCGCACAUGUUUCAUUAGCUUAAAAAUAAAUUUGUAUUCUGUAUUCUACCUUAUAACUGAGAAACAAUUUAUGUAUGUUUUCAUGGUCUUCCCUUCAAACAUGAGAAAACGUUCUCAACCAAUGCAUGAUAUGUAUUGAAGUAACUGUAUGCUACUAUUGGAAGGUUUAAACAUUUGUUUUGACUUAUGUGACACGAAUGUACAAUAGGUUCAAUACACGGAAUACUAGGUACUACAUAAAUUGUCAGAAAUACAGUUUUUGCAAUUACAAUAAUUAAAGCUAAGAACACUUUUUAUGGACUUUUGGGCUGUUUUAUUACGAUUCAUGAACAGAACAGAGACGUUUAGUCAGCGAUAUUAAAAAUAUCUUAUACAAAUAUUGUAAAAGUACCAUUGAAAUUCAAAAAGGCUGUUGUUCUAUCUGGGUGAAUUUAUUAUUGUACUUAUUUCAAACAUAUCUGUUUUUUGAUUUUUAAAAUAAAUUUAAACUAACCUUUUUGUUACAGUUUUGAUUUACUUUAUUAUAACCCAAAGGAUCAGAAGAGAUCGAACGAACGUGUUCUGCAAAACAUACUGUCGGUCGCUUUGCAUUUAAAAUA
Ruditapes philippinarum (Manila clam) is the source of this 1152-nucleotide messenger RNA. RefSeq lists its product as uncharacterized. The transcript is spliced from 4 exons. The record is from RefSeq and is a predicted model, not a curated record. Gene Ontology annotation, biological process: regulation of apoptotic process. Bases 3 to 488 code for a protein of 161 amino acids. NCBI's taxonomy places the organism in Eukaryota, Metazoa, Mollusca, Bivalvia, Venerida, Veneridae.